Messenger RNA from Meloidogyne enterolobii, 342 nucleotides. Lineage: Eukaryota; Metazoa; Nematoda; Chromadorea; Rhabditida; Meloidogynidae. The record is from the annotation of a GenBank genome assembly.
UUUAUUAAAAUAUUACAAAAAAUGUCCGAACAAAAAGAAGAAAGUGUACCUGGCCAAAAUACUGUUUCUGUUAUGAAAGUGCUGCUGAAAGGGCUGCAAUGGAGGCAGAGUUUGAAAGGCAAUCGGAAGAAGCUCGUUUCAGAAUGGCACAUGGUUAUGAUCAAUCUGGGGAGUCUGUAAAUUCUAAAGACGAAGAAGGCAAAGAAAUGGCUGGAGAAGCUUUUGAGGAAACUCAUAAUCAUAAAGAACCGCUUGCACAUUAAAAUAAAAAGAAAAAAGCAAAUAAAGAAGAAUUUGAAGAAAAGAAUUGUUAAACAAUAAAAAAUAAAUUUAAAUAUUUAG